AAAAGUGGCUUGUACAAGGCAGAGUUAAAUACUCCUCCAGUGUUAGGUUCAGUGGUAACAAGCUGCAGAACGUCUUGCUGGUCCUCUACACUGAGGACAAAAUGAAGGCCGAAUAUUCUUUGGAGCAGAACAGUUCUCGUGAAGUCUCUUUUACCGAAAAUGGUGUCCAAUGGAGAACUGGAUCUGUGGUCUCCAAUCUAGAAGUCUAUGAUGUGGGCAACAGUGAAACAAUCUCUAGUUCCUCAUUUAAAAAAUACCAGCAGAGCCUGCAGACCCUCAAACCUUUCCGCUGGUCCUCACCACAGUCCAACCCUUUGGACAAUGCAGGUUUCUUUUCCUUUGCGACCUUCGCCUGGAUGACCCCCAUGAUGUGGGCCAUGUUCAGGAACAAACUGGACAUGUCCUCUCUUGACUUGUCUCCUUCAGAUGCAGCCAACACGAGUGGAGAAAGACUUCAGAGAAUGUGGGAUGAAGAAGUGGCAAAGAAAGGCCCAGAGAAAGCCUCUUUGGUUUGUGUGAUUCUUCGUUUUCAAAGAACCAGGCUGAUCAUCUCUGUCAUUGUCUGCAUCCUUACCAUGUUGGCAGUGUUUCUGGGCCCGGCUGUUUCGGUCCGUGAGAUCCUAAACUAUAUUGAAGACCCAGGGGACUCCACAGUUGUCCAUGGUGUUGGUUUGGCCUUAGGUCUGUUCACCACAGAGUUCUUCAGAGCUUUUCUAAUGUCCUUGAUGUGGGCAAUGAACAUACGCACAGCAGUCAGACUGAAAGGAGCCUUCUCUUCAGUGGGCUUCCAGAAAGUCAUCUCUCUUCGGGCGCACAGCGGCGUUUCGAUGGGAGAGAUGAUUAAUGUUCUGACCAGCGAUGGCCACAGAUUAUUUGAAGCUGUGUUGUUUGGGAGCUUUAUGAUUGCCACCCCAGUGUUCUUUAUUGUGUGUGUCAUCUACGCCUGCUACAUUCUGGGCUACACUGCACUGACUGGAGUCUGCAUCUACAUCAUUUUUGUCCCUGUACAGUUUUUCUUAGCUCAACUCAUUGCCAAGUUCAGAUGGAAAGCCACGCAGACAACAGACAGCCGUGUUCGCACCAUGAAUGAGAUUCUCAACAGCAUUAAGCUUAUCAAGAUGUAUGCCUGGGAAGGUUCUUUUGAGAAGAAAGUUGCAGGCUUAAGGAAAAAUGAAAAGAAGCAUGUACGGAGUGUCAAUUACAUCCAGAAUAUUAAUCACAGCAUUACCAGCAUCAUACCCACCCUCGCCACUGUUCUCACCUUCCUGGUUCACACUUUGGUCGGCCUACCGCUCAACACAUCUAAUGCCUUUACCACUAUAGCCAUUUUCAACGCCAUGAGAUACUGCCUUGCUCUUAUGCCCAUGUGUGCCAAAGCCCUGGCUGAGGCUGCUGUGUCGAUAGCACGACUACAGAAAAUAUUGCUGAUCCAGAAUCCAGAGCUGUACCUGAUGCGAAAGAAAGACAGCGACUCUGCGAUAGUGAUGAAAAAUGCUACGCUUUCCUGGACCAAACCAGGCAGCCAGCCAGACCCUCCACACAGCUCAGCCAAUGGAGUCAGAGAGCAGACGGUGGAUGUGAAGUGUGAGAACGGAGAGACUGAAUCUUUGCCAACCCUGAGAAACAUCUCCUUUACACUGCCUAAGGGCCACCUGCUUGGUGUUUGUGGGAAUGUGGGGAGCGGAAAAUCAUCACUGAUUUCCAGCAUCUUGGAACAGAUUCACCUUCUUCAGGGCUCUGUUGUAGCUGAUGGGACAUUUGCCUACGUUUCCCAGCAAGCCUGGAUUUUCCAUGGAACUGUCCAAGAAAAUAUCCUGAUGGGGAAACCUCUUGACCAGGCCAAAUAUGAUCGAGUUGUGGAUGUCUGCAGCCUCAGAGCUGACCUGAAGAUCCUGCCUUAUGGUGAUCAAACUGAGAUUGGAGAGCGAGGGCUGAAUCUGUCAGGGGGACAGAAGCAGAGGAUCAGCCUGGCCAGAGCUGUCUACUCCGAUAAGGACAUCUUCCUCCUUGAUGAUCCGCUGUCUGCUGUUGAUGCUCAUGUGGGGAAACACAUUUUUGAAGAAUGCAUAAAGAAGGAGCUCCAAGGAAAGUCCAUCAUCCUGGUCACACACCAGCUCCAGUAUUUGGAGUUCUGUGAUGAUAUCUUGGUUCUGGAGGAUGGUGAGAUCCUGGAGGCUGGAAACCACGAGGGCCUGAUGGCAGCCGAAGGACGCUACGCUCAGCUCAUCAGUAACUACAAGUCAGAACAGUCCAAAACUGAAAAAGAGGAGGAGGAGGUGUCACCCCAAGAUGCUGACCAGCUGCAGGACGAUGAGCUCAGACAGCGUCCAGACAGCGGGAUGGUGAACCCCGCAUUUGACCUGUCAGAUGAGAAGGAUGAUGAAGCGAAAGCUGACCAAAUAUCUGUCAAGGCUAGUGAUCAGCUGGUCAGUCAGGAGCUGUCCACAGAAGGGGCUGUCUCCUGGAGGGUCUACCAGCAGUACUGCAAGGCAGCAGGAGGCUACAUCGUCACCUUCCUCACCAUCCUAAACAUGGUCCUGAUGAUUGGAUCCACAGCCUUCAGCAACUGGUGGCUCAGCCACUGGCUGGGACAGGGUAAUGGGUCAUCCAGCAACACAACUUCAAACCAGGGUGACGUCUCACAAAACCCUGACCUAGAGUUCUACCAAAUGAUUUAUGGUGUGGUGAUAAUUAUCACGGUGGUGCUUGCGGUCAUCAAAUGCUUCUUGUUCACUAAUGUCACCUUGAAUGCCGCCUGCAAAUUCCAUGACACAAUGUUCAAGAAGAUUAUUGCCAGUCCAAUGAGUUUCUUUGACACAACGCCAACAGGCCGCAUCCUGAACCGCUUCUCUAAAGACCAGGAGGAGGUGGACACCGUGCUUCCCCUCCACAUGGACUCUUUCUUACAGUUUUGUCUGCUUGUCAUAGCCGCAAUUGCCAUCAUCGCGGUCGUCUUCCCUGUCUUGCUGGUAGCUGUGGUUGUUCUUGGAGUUUUGUUUGCCCUCGUUCUCUUUGUAUUCCAGAAGAGUAUUCGUCAGAUGAAGAAGAUGGAGAACAUCAGUCGCUCUCCCUGCAUUUCUCUCACCAUCUCCACCUUGCAGGGCCUCAGCACCAUCCAUGCCUACAACAUAAGAGACAGCCACAUCAAAAUGUUCAAGUCCAUCAAUGACAUUAAUUCCAACCACUUCUUGCUGUUUAACUCUGGCACACGCUGGCUGUCUUUCUGGCUGGAUUUCAUGGGUGCAACCAUGACCUUGGUGGUGGCUCUGUUUGUAGUGCUCAGCAGUAAUGAACUUGUCAGUCCAGCUUUGAAAGGCUUGGCCUUAUCCUACACUAUUCAGUUGACAGGCCUGCUUCAGUAUGUAGUGAGACAGGCAACGGAAGUGGAGGCAAGGUUCAACUCUGUAGAGCGACUUCAGGAAUACAUCACGGGUUGCAAAUCUGAGGCCCCAAGACACAUAAAGGAUGCUCAGAUCCCAGAGGACUGGCCCAAGAGUGGAGUCAUCACCUUCCAGGACUAUAAGAUGAGGUACAGGGAGAAUACACCCAUUGUACUGAACGGGCUUGAUUUCUUCAUCCAAGCUGGAGAGAAGCUGGGCAUUGUGGGAAGGACAGGCUCUGGGAAAUCCUCUUUAGGCAUGGCUCUAUUCCGACUAGUGGAGCCAGCAGGAGGAACCAUCCUGAUAGACGGAGUGGACAUUAUGGCCAUUGGCCUGCAGGAUCUGCGCAGCAAAUUGUCCAUCAUCCCCCAGGACCCUGUGCUGUUCAGUGGUACAGUCAGGUACAACCUAGACCCUUUCAAUGACUACACUGAUGAGGACAUCUGGACAACACUGGAGAAGACCUACAUGAAGGACACAAUCUCCAGACUGGAGGGGAAGCUACAAGCAGAGGUGUUGGAGAACGGAGAGAACUUCUCCGUAGGCGAGAGACAACUGUUGUGUAUGGCGAGAGCACUACUCCGUAACUCCAAGAUCAUUCUUUUGGAUGAGGCCACAGCCUCCAUCGAUGCAGAGACCGAUGCUCUGAUCCAGAACACCAUCAAAGACGCCUUCAGCGAUUGCACCAUGCUCACCAUCGCACAUCGCAUCAACACCGUGAUGCAAGCAGAUCGUAUUCUGGUCAUGGACAACGGAGAGGCAGUAGAGUUUGACAGUCCAGAUGUGCUGAAGCAACGACCAGACUCCAUGUUCUCCUCCCUCCUUGCUGCUGCUAACACUGUGAAUACAUGAACCAGAGAUCUGUGAUACCCAAGAACUGCUACACAUGUUUUGUUUUGUUGUUUGUUUUACAGGUUUUAUAUCAGCUGAUGGAAAAGUUUUCUAUACAAUUGUGGCUCUUUCUACAGUGUAUUUUACACAGAUGCAUAUCAAAUCCAGCCAGUGUGUUACAAGGAAGAUGUUUUUCUGCAGUGAAAUCCUAAUCAGACAUGAUACUUCUUUUAAGUGUGGUUAUGGUCUUUUAUUGGUGAGGUCUCAUCCCCCCGCCUGCUCUUCUUCUUCCUUUUUGCUUCGUAUUUUAGUUUAUUGCUCAGUUUAAACAGUUUAUGCUAAUUGUAACUGAUUAUAUACAAGCCUCAAGGUCAGCCGAGUUGAUGCAAACUGAUAAGAUCCUUUAGCUAAAAUUCAGAGAGCCUGAAGACCAUCUGAAGUAGACUGACAUGGAAUCUUUACCCCCAGUGAUGGAGCGACAGCAGUUGACACUAGUGAUGGUCAAAUGAAUCCCCAUGAAUCACUGAGGCUCUCCAGCCCGUUGCUUCACCUAAAGGUUCACUACUGGAGACCUCAAUGAAGCAGUGAAUACUGCCAUCUGCUGGGCAAAUUUACAUUUCAGUCAGUACCAUAGUAUCAUGACCCGAGCUGACAUUUAUGAAUGACUUUUGUGUCCAGAAACAAUAAACAAUGGAUAUUUCUA
Amphiprion ocellaris (clown anemonefish) is the source of this 4914-nucleotide messenger RNA. Its product is annotated as ATP-binding cassette sub-family C member 12-like. Lineage: Eukaryota; Metazoa; Chordata; Actinopteri; Pomacentridae. Gene Ontology annotation, cellular component: membrane. The transcript has 31 exons. Bases 102 to 4232 code for a protein of 1376 amino acids. The record is from RefSeq and is a predicted model, not a curated record. Gene Ontology annotation, molecular function: ABC-type transporter activity; ATP binding; ATP hydrolysis activity. Gene Ontology annotation, biological process: transmembrane transport.